This is a messenger RNA of Phycodurus eques (leafy seadragon), 3330 nucleotides long. Its product is annotated as endophilin-B1-like. Bases 359 to 1471 code for a protein of 370 amino acids. Gene Ontology annotation, cellular component: cytoplasm. Gene Ontology annotation, molecular function: protein binding. Lineage: Eukaryota; Metazoa; Chordata; Actinopteri; Syngnathiformes; Syngnathidae. The record is from RefSeq and is a predicted model, not a curated record. The transcript is spliced from 10 exons.
ACUGCACGCAUCGAUUUUAAUAAAUCAUCUAUUUGCUCUUAGAAACGUCUAUCGAACGGACAAAACGCUUUAAAUUUAAUUAUGAAACAUUUCCCUUCAUCAAUGUGUUUAUUUGUCACCAUUUCUAUAGCGACCUAACCUAAAGGAAACUGAAGGUUUAAUGGACAAAAACAACACGACGACGUCAUCUUGGUCGUUUGGACACUAGAUAAUCUUGACCCAAACAAACAUGGCGGGGUCAGCGGGAGGGCGACGGUCGCUCGCCCGGCUCACCUAGCUGGGUUCCCGGGGACAGAGGACACUUGGGCUCCGCUCGGAAACCGAGUACCACACUGCUCUCGACCUUGACGACGUCGACAUGGAUUUGACGCGGUUGGCCGUGGACGCUGGCCAGUUUAUCAACCGGGCUGUCCAGUACACGGGGGAGAGUCUUGGCCAGGUGGACAAGACCAACUUGGACCCCGACCUGGAGGAGCUCCUGACCCAGGUGGACGCCACCAAGACCUGGACGGACCUUAUCGUCUCACAGACGGAGGCCAUGUUGCAGCCCAGCACAGCGGCGCGUCUGGAGGAGCGACUGUACGAGCGUUUGGACUGGCCACCUCUGGCUCGACCUCGCGCUCAAGAGCUCCUGGGAGACCAGAUGAUUCAGGCCGGGCUGGAGAUGGGAGCCAGCAGCCCGUAUGGAACGUCACUGCUGAGGUGCGGCGAGGCUCAGAAGCAGCUCGGAGAGGCCCAGAGGAAGUUUUCCCAAAGCGCCAACAUCCAUUUCCUCAACCCUUUGCGGCGCUUCGGCGAGUGUGAAUAUAGAACUAUGCAGGAGGAGCGCAGGAUGUUGCUGAACAAGCGUCUGGACUUGGACAUAGCCAAGAGCAGACUGAGGAGAGCUCACGAGGCCGAACGAGAGUCCAGGAAGCUGAACGCAAACCCGAUGGCGGACGACUACUUCUCUUCUCACGUGUCCUACGUAUUCAGAUUCAUGCGUGUUCGCUGGAUGAAGAUGUGGGCGCAGGAGAUCUCUCAGGCGGAGAUGGAGCUGAGGAUCUGUGAGUCUUUGUUCCAUCGCCAGUCGGAAGUCACAAGACAGCUUCUGGGAGAACUUAGCAACACACGCGACAAGCACAUGCAGAGCCUGAGCGACUUUGUGGACGCGCAGACAUGUUACUACGCUCAGUGCAAGCAACACGCUCUGGAGCUCCAGAAACAGCUGGCAAGCAUUCCGGCGGUGUUGUGCUCUAACAAGUGGCAAACGUCGGUCAGCAACGGAGCGCCUCGUAAUAAGCAGCCUUGUGCAGCGCAAAAUCGAGUCUCUGCCGCCUCCGCCGUCGUCGUCCACCACCUUCCGGAAUUUGACCAAGAAUCUUGGACGACGGGAGCGAGCGGUAACAACAACAACCAGGAGCCUGAUCACGCCGGUACAAGAGCAGAACAAGAACAUCCUCCAUCUUGUGAGCCGACGUCUCCCAACUGAUUAGGACGCCGCCAUCUCACGAAUCUCUUCCAGUCCAGGUUUUUAACCUGUCCGGACGGGUCUGUGAAGACUAAAUUGAUCAGGGAUGGACAAACGACGGCUCGUGGGUCACAUGCAGUACAGCGCGCACCGUUCGUAGCUAGCAACGAGCGGGAUGCUUUAGAUCCUUGCGUUGUAUUGCGUAGGUCAGGCGUGUCAAACUCAUUUUAGUUUAGGGGCUACAUUCACCUCAAUUUGAUCUCAAACGGGCCGGACCAGUACAUUCCUCGCAUUGUAAGCUAUCAUUUAAGUGGUAAGUGCUCAUAUAAGUGUUUGUCAGUGCGACCUCCAGUGGACAAAAUUAGCAACAACAAUUAGUUUUCUCGACAAACUCCAGUUAAUGUGUUCUCUAUCCCCACGGGCCCAAUUGGGCUGUACGUUCGACACCGCUGCGUGUGCGUUUGUGUGCGUGUGUCUGCUCAUGUGGUUUGGAAGUUGAAUAAGGUGAAAUCGGAUCAUUACAUAAACUUCGACACGCUGCCACGCCCUCAGUGGUCCCAGUAGGUCAAAUGGGUUCCAGUUUCCACAUCCAGAUGUUGUUCAUUUUCCCCUCGUAGAGGCCAUGUUGUGUAGUAUGUAAUGGAGAGGGGGCAUAUAUGGAAACGCAUACAUGAUGUAGUUGAUGACAUCAUCAUGUAAAGGACUGAAGGCCUGCGUGUGCCUGUGCGCUGCCAGUAAGUGGCACAAUGUAGCUGAUGUCACCGCUGAGCUGGCAUGUGUUUAAUGUGGAAAUAAAUAUGCAAACAGUGAUGUGGAGCCCCCAAAGUGUAUUUUAUUUUAUUAUUAUUAUUUUUUUUAAAUACAUUUUUUUUUUUGCAAAUUGUCCCAACAGUUUCUAGAGGAUGUUGAAUUUCGCAAUAUCACACGUUCGGUCAUGUUACAGUGCAACAUUACGACCACAGGUGUAAUAUUGCUUAAAUGCAGCAGUUCUAGAAGGGCUGUUUAUGAGUUAACAUUAAUAAGCAAACACAAAUUAGGUUUUUAUUUAAUCAGUUAUUCGACUCCGCGAACACAAAUAGCAGCAAACAGUGACGUCAUUAGCGUGACAUGCUAACUCGCUAACUAACUGUCUGUCAGCGUCAACACUGACAAUGAUAACAUUAGCAAUGAAUUAAUUGUGUGGAAUUUGCUUGUUGAUGAAUUGUCUUGAAGCUAUGGAUUAAAAAAAAAAAAAAAAAAGUGUCAUACUUGUUUUAAACCUGCAGUGGCGCUAUUGAGUCACACUUGACUAGUUUCCUGUUUGAAGAACGGGGGAAAUUGUGACGUCAGCUACGGGAAGUCUGUCAAAUGAAAAUCUGUGGCGCAAGACCUAAAUUCUUUACCGUUUGACACCUGCCGUGGAAACAGGAGUUCAGAACAUUGGGAGAGCGACAAAAAAGACUAAAAAUAAUUGAGUUUGAGAAUUUGCCUGAUAGUUAAAGAAAUAUAAUCCAAUGCACUGGUUCACUAAUGCAGUGGUUGUCAAACAUUUUACGUCAAGUACCUGCUAAAAAGAUACUUGGCUCUCCAAGGAUCACUCUAAUGGCCAAUAAGAAAAUGCGGUAGCAUAGUAGGCCUAAGUGUUCAUCAGAAAAAAGACUUUUUUUCUAAGAGGAUAUUUCAUCUUCUUGUAAACCACUGGCCUCUAUUGAAUCAUAUGCUUUAUAUUAACAGCAUGACUGUUUUUUAUUGUACUGAAAAAAUACAAUAAUCUCCAAUUGAAUUGUCCCUCGUGGCUGGCUACUUUCCCUUUUUAUAUAUAUAUAUAUAUAUAUAUAUAUAUAUAUGUAUAAAAACAUGUUUUCCAAGUCUUUCCAUUAUCCAACAGCUACAGGAGAUAA